AUGUUAGAUAUAUUCAAAAGACGUUUGUUGACUUUCAAAUGGGAACAAUAUUUAGCAGCCUCUUUAGCCAGCUAUGGCAGCCUUUGUACAGGCAUGGCCAUGGGGUGGACAUCUCCAGUACUGCCACAGCUUCGAGGGCCGAAUUCUCCUCUGCCCCGCGAACCAACACUGCAAGAGGAAUCUUGGAUAGGGUCACUCCUAGUGCUAGGCGGAUUAUUUGGUCCUCUACUGACAGUGCCUCUUUCAAGAUACAUAGGCCGAAGAUGGAUAAUAAUGAGUACAAACUUGCCGCUCCUUCUGGGUUGGUUACUAGCUGGAGUCGCCACCAAUCUGGAGACACUGUACGUAGCCAGACUGGCCUGGGGUUGCGCCACGGGCAUGCUGUUCGCAACAGUACCCGUCUAUAUAGGAGAGAUUGCUGAAGACAAAAUACGUGGAUCUUUAAGCGCUCUGUUUUUGCUGUUCAUCAACGUCGGGUUCCUGCUAGCGUAUGCCAUCGGACCUUUCACCUCGUACUGGGGCCUGACAGCAACAGGUGGCAUCCUGUCACUCUUUUAUUUACCCUUCACUUGGUUUAUACCGGAGACACCUUUCUUCUUGAUUUACAAAGGUCGUAAGGAUGAGGCCUCUAAAGUGCUACAAAGUCUACGCCGCGCUACUAAAGAGGCGGUACAACCAGAGCUUGAAGGUCUGGAGGCUAUGGUGGCUAGAGAAUUCAAAGAGGAGCCACGUAUCAAAGAUCUUUGGGCCUCUAGAGGAAAUAUCAAAGCUUUAGGUAUAUGCGUAUUCCUAGCAAUGUUGUUGCAGCUAUCAGGUAUUGAUGUCCUGCUUUUCUACAUGGAAGAGCUAUUAGUGAAAGUUGGUACAAAGAUGUCUGCCUCUGAUGGUACCAUAAUUAUGGGAGUCGUGCAGGUCGUAACAAGCUGCAUUACACCGUUGGUGGUAGAUAGACUUGGCAGGAAAUUGCUCAUGUGGACCACCUCGCUGGGACUUACAAUUUUCUUGGCCCUAAUUGGUGUGUACGCACUGAUUGACUCAUACUACAAGUACGACGUCAGUUCCGUCGCCUUCUUGCCACUGUUAUGCCUCAUCGUAUACAUGGUGUUCUUCACGUUAGGCGUAGGUCCGGUGCCAUGGAUCCUGGUUGCGGAGAUGUUCCCGGUCAAAACAAAGUGCCUGGCCAGCGGUAUCGCCUCAUUCAUGUGCUGGCUUGCAGGAUUUAUAUGGACUAGAUUUUUUCGCGAUGUGGCUGCUUCUUAUGGCAUUUACACGGCUUUCUGGAUCCUGGCGGUGUGCUGUGGCAUCGGGUUUAUAUUUUCUGCAACACUGCUACCCGAGACCAAAGGCAAGACCUUCGACGAGAUUCAAGACAUGCUCAACAACAGAACAAAAGAAGAUAAACCAGCUGAUGUCUGA
Messenger RNA from Achroia grisella, 1416 nucleotides. Its product is annotated as facilitated trehalose transporter Tret1-like. Gene Ontology annotation, biological process: transmembrane transport. The transcript has 11 exons. Lineage: Eukaryota; Metazoa; Arthropoda; Insecta; Lepidoptera; Pyralidae. Bases 1 to 1416 code for a protein of 471 amino acids. The record is from RefSeq and is a predicted model, not a curated record. Gene Ontology annotation, cellular component: membrane. Gene Ontology annotation, molecular function: transmembrane transporter activity.